Molecule: messenger RNA, 1826 nt
Organism: Nilaparvata lugens (brown planthopper)
Lineage: Eukaryota; Metazoa; Arthropoda; Insecta; Hemiptera; Delphacidae
Exons: 2
Coding region: 707-1741 (344 amino acids)
Source: RefSeq, a predicted model, not a curated record
AUCUCAGAGGCAAAAGGAUGGAGAUUACAACUUUUUUCCUGUUACAUAUCUCUAAAACAGGAUGCAUACUAUCUCAGAGGCAAAAGGAUGGAGAUUACAACUUUUUUCCUGUUACAUAUCUCUAAAACAGGAUGCAUACUAUCUCAGAGACAAAAGGAUGGAGAUUACAACUUUUUUCCUGUUACAUAUCUCUAAAACAGGAUGCAUACUAUCUCAGAGGCAAAAGGAUGGAGAUUACAACUUUUUUCCUGUUACAUAUCUCUAAACAGGAUGCAUGCUAUCUCAGAGGCAAAAGGAUGGAGAUUACAACUUUUUUUCCUUCUGCAAAUCUCUAAACAGGAUGUCCUGCAGCCAUACUAUCUUGACUGUUGGUCAUUUUGAUAGAAAUUAUCAUAAUCGGGUGACGAGUUCCUAUAACGAAGCUUGAUAUAUUCGAGAAGGAAAUUGAUAGGGGUCUCCUAACGAUAAAGUUGUCUUUAUCAUCAUCAUCGGGUAACGAGUUCCUAUAACGAAGCUUGAUAUAUUCGAAAAGGAAAUGAGAGAAGGAAAUUGAUAGGGGUCUCCUAAGGAUAAAGUUUGCUUAUCCAAAAGGAAAUAUCCUACACAAUCCUGUUUUUUUGCAUGGUGGGGGAUAUAAAAUGAGAAUUUUUGGCAAAUCUUCUUCAUUGUGCUACGAGCUCUUCAUUGUGCUACAAGUCAUCUAGUUAUGUCGAACUUAUUCGUAGAACUUCAGGAGCUCCUCGAUAUGGAGGCCUUGUCCGAGACUCCAGCCCCAGCUGCAGCUGCGCCCUCCCCUCUGGUGGCUGAACUGCUGCCAGCAACACCCCCACCAGUUUCAGAGGCUCCGCUAGAGAUGCUGGUGGUGGAGGCAGUCGACGUGGAUGAGGAAAUGCUUGCUGAGAUCAAUGCAGUGGGCAUGGAGCAGUGGUUGAGGUGCUGCCUGCCGCUAGCAGCCUCCCCACCACUGGAGGGAGCAGCCUCCCCGCUGCUGGAGGGAGCAGCCUCCCCGGAGGGAGCAGUGCCGCCAGCCGCCUCCCCACCACUGGAGGGAGCAGCCUCCCCGCUGCUGGAGGGAGCAGCCUCCCCGGAGGGAGCAGUGCCGCCAGCCGCCUCCCCACCACUGGAGGGAGCAGCCUCCCCGCUGCUGGAGGGAGCAGCAGCCUCCCCGCCGCUGUUGGGGGAGGGGGAGGAGGAGAGGCGAUUUGGAGUGGGGGAUAUGAAUAGAGCAGGUUCUCCCAUCCAGAGGGGAGUUGAGAGGGAGGGAGGCUUUGGUCGAGGACGACCUUCCCACGCGUUGUUGAGACGACAACGUAGGAGGGUCGUCCACAGAUUGAGGACGAUAGCCCCCUUCCCCCCAACUCCUGUUCGAUACAUGGGUUGUCAAGAAAUAUUAUCACGAAUAUUCAACCAGACCGGUUUAAUAUUCGUUAUAACAUUAAUGGUGAUCGAGCAGGACCUGCUCAAUUAUAACCCUCCCACUCCAGAGCACCGGAGGUCUCUGGGUGUCUUCGGGAGGAUAGUGGGGGUGAUACGAGUAGCGGCUCAGCAUGAGCUUAUCACCCCCCUCCUCAUGCGCGUAACCAGACGGCCAGCUCUAGAUCAGAGUAUUGAAGAUCUAACAAUACACUAUCCAUUCCUUGAUCUAGAGCUGGCCAUGCUCAUUGUACAACAAGAGAGGCACCAGAGACUCCGGGUGCGACGUACCUGUAUGGAGAGUAUUUUUGAAUUUUUGGGGCUGUAAACAAAAAUACUCUCCAUACAGGUAUGUAGUGUUGUAUUUUUGUUUUUCUUGUUAUUGUUUUAUUCAUUUUUAUAUUGCAGAAAUU